CCCUGAGUUGACCCAGAAAAUAGGCAGUCGUUUCAAGAUCUGAUGCGGCAGUCUUUGUGCACACCGUCCCCGCUUGAGCAUGAAGCGUAACCCCGUGGAAUAGAUACUGCAAUUCGGAGGGGGAGCGUUUUUCUUGCAGAGGAAAACUGUUUUAAUAGACGGGAGCCGAAGCAAAGUCGCGCAACUUUGUGAAAACGUAGCGGAUACGGACAGGAGGCAUGGCAGACCAUCUGAUGAUGCCCAUGAACCACAGCUCAGCGGGCGCCAGUCUCCACGGUUACAGGAUGGGCAUGAAUGGCGGCCUGCAGGCAGGUCACCAGCAGCAUGCCAGCCAGCAGGGCAUGCGGGCACUGCCCAAUGGCCAGAUGAUGCACUACGGUGGCGCCCAGGCCAACAUGGAGACCGCCAUGAGGCAGCGGCAUGGCAUAGUGGGCGGACCCAUGAAUGGACAAAUGAACGGGGCCCAGAUGGGUCACCACCAGAUGACCUCUGGUAACAUGAUGUAUAAUGGUCAGCCCCAGCAGCAACAGCAUCACCCUCAGCAGCAGCAGCAGCAUCACAUGCAUCCGCAGCAGCAACAGCAUCAACAACAACAACAACAACAACAACAACAACAACAACAACAACAACAACAGCACCAGCAACAAGCCCAGCACCAGCAACAAGCCCAGCACCCGCAGCAGCAACAACAGUUCAUGAACGGAGGUUUAACGUCCCAGCAGCUCAUGGCCAGCAUGCAGCUGCAAAAACUAAACACCCAGUACCAUGGACACCCGCUGGGACCUAUGGGUGGGAACCACAUGGGGCCCACAACCCAGUACCGCAUGAACCCAGCCCAGCUGGCUAACAUGCAGCACAUGGCCGGGCCAGCCCUGGCCCUGAACGGCAUGGACGCGGAUAUGAUUGACGAGGAAGUUCUGACCUCGCUUGUCAUGGAGCUGGGCUUGGAUCGGGUCCAGGAGCUGCCUGAACUCUUCUUGGGCCAGAAUGAGUUUGAUUUCAUCUCAGACUUUGUCAGCAAACAGCAGCCCAGCACCGUUAGUUGCUGAGAGGAACUAAUUUGGAGACAGGAGAGAGAGAGAGAGCAAGAGAGAGAGAGAAUUGUCCAGGGUGGAUGAAGAGUGCUUAUCGCUUCCCUUUUUAUUUAGUGAGCACCUCCCUGUUCAACUAUGCCGAGUUGUGGCGUAGGAUGUACAGAAGAGAACUCUGGAUAUCCACAGGGAACACACAGUGCUCGAGUCUCACACGUGCUAGUGGCCAGAGGGUGGCUGGGUUCAAGGCUGAGUUCCACCUCUCCCAUUUCCUGGACAUGAAUGUAAUAAAGAACUUUAGAAAUUCUUAAAAGCCACUCUGAACAAUGCUAUGACACUGUGUAGCCUCUGAGCCUGGACUCCAUGACAGUUUACCAGUAAAAAGGUGUAUUUAUUUAUUCCUAUCUGAGAAAACUGAUAUAAAGAACAACCACCUUCUCCAUUUUGGAAACCAAGUGGUUUUAAUGAUUUUAUUUGUGAGAGUAGGAUGGGGGAGACAUUUUAAAUUAUGUUCUCUUUAUGAUUUUUGUCCUAUUCUAUUUGGCCUAGUAUUUAAAUAAGCUCAGAUGACAAGGUCAUCUAAAAUGAGCCUGAAUUCACUAAGAAGACACGAUAGAAGAACAAUGUUUAUUCUCAUUUGAAUGGGGGCCUCAUCCAGAAUUUUAAAAAAAAUGGUUCACUUUUGGUAAAGUGUUGCCUUUUUUUAUUUUGAUGUAAUGUCUUCAAAAAUCUACUGCUUUUACCGUAUGAAGCUGUAUAACUCCAACAUGUCCACACUGUUGUGUUCUAUUGGAGAUGUAGAACCGCCUUAAUCGCGCAGAUUCUUAUUUAUUGGUUGUUUAUAUUGUCCCCUUUUUGUGGUCAAGA
Messenger RNA from Anoplopoma fimbria (sablefish), 1898 nucleotides. It is a transcript of the gene cited4b, whose product is annotated as Cbp/p300-interacting transactivator, with Glu/Asp-rich carboxy-terminal domain, 4b. The coding region runs from base 219 to 1049 and encodes 276 amino acids. Gene Ontology annotation, biological process: regulation of DNA-templated transcription. NCBI's taxonomy places the organism in Eukaryota, Metazoa, Chordata, Actinopteri, Perciformes, Anoplopomatidae. The record is from RefSeq and is a predicted model, not a curated record. The transcript is spliced from 2 exons. Gene Ontology annotation, cellular component: nucleus.